AUGGCGAUGCUGAGCAGCAGUGUAGCAGCAGACACCGCCACAGCGGCAAGCGGGCUGGGGCCCCCAGCAGCAGCAGCUGCUGCAGCAGCAGCUGCAGCAGCAGCAGAAGCAGAUGGGGUGCGCAGGGGUGACCUGGAGGCAGUUGAAGGAGAAGAGCUGGCUGCUGCUGCUGCUGCUGCUGCUGCUGCAGCAGCAGCGGAUGGCGAUGCUGAGGUCGAGGCUUUGCUGCAGCGCCUGCACGUGGCGUCCAGCAGCGAGCGGCUCUCCUCCUCCGCCCGCAGCUCAGACCCUUCUCUCGGGCUUUCGGGGAGCAGCAGCAGCAGCAGCAGCAUCGAGUUGGAGCUGCCUCUCAAGUUGAAAGAACAUGCUAUAGGGGCUUUCGGGGAGUUCGCGAGCACCUCCUUGCAGCAGCAGCAGCAGCAUGGACUGACUGGUGUUGCUACUGCUGCUGCUGCUGCUGCUGCUGAGGCAUCCCUGCUGCCGCCGCUGGCUGAGGUGCCCGCGGCGGGCCAAGAGUGCGGCAGCUCGGAGGACGAGGCGUCUGCUGCUGCAGCAGCUGACAAGGGUGCUUCUGUUGCUGCUGCUUCACCUGCUGCUGCUGCUGCUGCUGCUGCUCCUGCUGCAGCAGCAGCAUUAGAAGCAGAAGCAGCAGGACUUGUUUCAUCCCGGGUGUCAGGUCAUGGUCAUGGUGCUGCUGAGGAGUCGAGUUUGAAGUCAUCAGCAGCAAGCGUACCAUCAGCAGCAGCAGCAGCAGCAGCAGCAGCAGGUGCUGCAGCAGCAGGACCAACGACAGCAUUGGAAGCAGCAGCAGCAGCAGCAGCAGCAAAGGAACGUCUGAUCGCCAGGCUGCGGCAGCUAAAGAAUGGAUUUCCCCCCCGGCUGCGCUGCCGCAUAUGGCUUGCGCUGCUGGAGGUGGAGGAGCUGGGGCCGCUGCAGCAGCAGCAGCUUUCUAACCUCAUAGCACAGACCCCGCUAGACGAGCCCAAUCAACGGGUGAUAAAGAGCGACGUAGAACGCACGCGCGCGCGGCUGGCGGUGUUUAGAGAGGCGAAGACGCGGAGGCUGAUGGAGCAGAUGCUGACCUACUACUGCAAGUCCCAGGCCUUGAAGUACAAGCAAGGCCUCAACGAGCUCCUCGGUAAGCAUUCACUGCAGCAGCAGCAGCAGCAGCAGCAGCAGCAGCAGCAGCAGCAGCAGCAGCAGCAGAUGCAACGCAGGGUAGUGCCGGGGCGAAGCUCGUACGUUCCUGUUUUCGUUCUCGCGCAGCCUAGGGUCUAG
Molecule: messenger RNA, 1278 nt
Organism: Eimeria mitis
Lineage: Eukaryota; Apicomplexa; Conoidasida; Eucoccidiorida; Eimeriidae
Product: TBC1 domain family member 23, related, related
Exons: 7
Coding region: 1-1278 (425 amino acids)
Source: RefSeq, a predicted model, not a curated record